Messenger RNA from Penicillium manginii, 1503 nucleotides. RefSeq names its product endonuclease III domain-containing protein. The transcript is spliced from 2 exons. The record is from RefSeq and is a predicted model, not a curated record. Gene Ontology annotation, biological process: base-excision repair. The coding region runs from base 1 to 1503 and encodes 500 amino acids. Gene Ontology annotation, molecular function: catalytic activity. NCBI's taxonomy places the organism in Eukaryota, Fungi, Ascomycota, Eurotiomycetes, Eurotiales, Aspergillaceae.
AUGGCACCUACUAAACCCGUUCGCCAAAGUACAUCCGAUCCCAAGACAAGAAAACAGGACGGAAAGAAGGCCAACAAGGCGCGAGCGAGUACCACUCGCAAUAACGCAAAGAGCAAGCCAAACACCCGCAUUUCAAAGGCUACCGGUACUCAGAAAAAGGGGCCGAUAAAAGAAAAGGCCAAAAUAAAUGUGAAGAAGGAAAAAGACUCGGAAUCUCCCCAACCAAAUUCAUCCGCAUUGCUGCCUCCCGCAACAGACGAACUACCUCACAAUCUGGCACCUCUUACUUCAACCCCAACCUUGAAUCUACUUCAACCGCACACCCCGAGUCCGAAUGACACAAAGUCUACACUCGUGACCGAGGAACUUCAAGUUGACCUUCCCCCAACCACUGCCACAAAUCAACCCCAAUCUCCAAUUCCAGAAAUCAAGCCCAAAACCACAGGAAAGACCCGCCCCAAGCCCAAACUUCAAAUCACCCUCGGCAAAACACCCUUCCCCUCCUGGAACCACCCAACCCCAUCCCAAUGCGAAGAAAUAAACCAACUCCUCUCCUACGCCCACGGCGAACCAAUCGCACCAAAAACCAUCCCCCGCCCCUCCAUCGAAUUCGCCGGCUGCGGCGAAGUCCCCUGCGUCCCUAGACGCGCUGAUAAGAACUCUCCUCAGCGGCGCAACGAAGGAAUUGGGAAAGGCGGCGUUAACUGGGAGGCUGUUCGCCAGGCACCGCUGCGCGAGGUCUUUUCAACGAUUCAGCGGGGUGGAUUGGCGGAUAUUAAGAGUAGGAAUUUGAAGGCGAUUCUUGAUAUGGUCUAUGAAGAGAAUAGAGCUCGGUAUGGCAUGGAAGGCGAGCAGCAAGGGAAAAAGAACGAGUUAAUCUCGAACGAUACCGCGACCCUCACUGAAGAGCUAUCGCCCGAAACCGAAAUCAAAGCAGAAACAGAAGCAGAAGCAGAAACGCAAAAGUCCACCCCAGACAAAGAAAAAGAACACGAACUCGCCUCUCAAAACCUCCUCUCCCUAAACCACCUCCACAACCUCCCCACAGAAGAAGUCAUGACCGAACUAACAAAAUACCCCGGCAUCGGCGUAAAAACCGCCGCCUGCGUGCUCCUUUUCUGUCUACAACGACCGUGCUUCGCAGUCGACACGCACAUUUUCCGCAUCACGAAGUGGCUGGGUUGGGUUCCUGCGGAUCUAGCGACGGAGGUUACCGCAUUCCGGCAUUUGGAUGCGCGGAUCCCGGAUCAUUUGAAGUACUCAUUGCAUCAGUUACUGAUUAAGCAUGGGAAGUUGUGUCCGCGGUGUCGGGCGAUUACGUCAGAGAGUUCGGAGGGGUGGGGGUUGGGGUGUCCGAUUGAUGAGUUUUUGACGAGGACGGGGGCUAGGAAGGGUGGGCCGGUUAUUGUGGCGAGGAGGGCGAAGAGGACGAGUAGGAAGACUACUGCGAAGAAAGCCACUGAGAGAAAGGUUGCUACCCAGAAGAAGACUACAGGCGUUUAG